Gavia stellata (red-throated loon) is the source of this 937-nucleotide messenger RNA. RefSeq names its product MAX dimerization protein 1 (gene MXD1). Gene Ontology annotation, biological process: negative regulation of transcription by RNA polymerase II. Gene Ontology annotation, molecular function: RNA polymerase II cis-regulatory region sequence-specific DNA binding; DNA-binding transcription factor activity, RNA polymerase II-specific; protein dimerization activity. The transcript is spliced from 6 exons. NCBI's taxonomy places the organism in Eukaryota, Metazoa, Chordata, Aves, Gaviiformes, Gaviidae. The record is from RefSeq and is a predicted model, not a curated record. The coding region runs from base 1 to 663 and encodes 220 amino acids.
AUGGCGGCCUGCGGCGGCCUCAACAUCCAGAUGCUGCUGGAGGCGGCCGAGUACCUGGAGCGGCGGGAGCGAGAGGCCGAGCACGGUUACGCCUCGCUGCUGCCCGGCGGUAAGGACGGGGAGGUCCGGCGGCGCCGCGCCAAGGCCCGGAAGAGCGGCGGCGGCAGCAGGUCCACACACAAUGAGAUGGAAAAGAACAGGCGUGCCCACCUGCGGUUGUGUCUGGAGAAGCUGAAAGGACUCGUACCGCUCGGACCCGACGCCAGCAGACACACCACCCUGAGUUUACUAACGAAAGCGAAAUUGCACAUCAAGAAGCUUGAGGACUACGACAGGAAAGCCGUACACCAAAUAGACCAGCUGCAGCGGGAGCAGCGGCACCUGAAGAGGCAGCUGGAGAAGCUGGGGAUAGAGAGGAUAAGGAUGGACAGUAUCGGAUCCACUGUUUCUUCAGAGCGCUCCGACUCGGAUAGAGAAGAGAUCGACGUGGACGUGGAGAGCACAGACGACCUUCCUGCGGACCUCGACUGGAGCAGCAGCAGCCCAAGCGACUCGGACGAAAGAGGGAGCCUGCAGAGCGUCUGUAGCGACGAGGGCUAUUCCAGCUCCGGCGUGAAGAGGUUGAAGUUGCAGAGCAAUCGCAAACCUUCUCUCGGUCUAUAAGAAGCAACUCCUGUAGCUGUUUCCGUCGCUGUUUCCCUUUUGGAUCUCGUUAGGUAGCACACUGGACUGUCCCGCCAUUCUCUUGCACGUAAAAAAUCUUAACCUACCGCCGACCGAAAGGAAGCGGAGCUUUCCCCGAGUCCCAAAACACCGCGUAGGGCUGCGGGUGGCAAGCUGCUCCCCGAGCGCACCUCCGCUCGCAUCCGCUGGCUUCUCUUCCCAUCCGGAACCUCCUCUCUGCGAGACCGUACAUUCCAGCCAUAUUUUGAAGCGC